UCUGUCUUUUUUUUUUCUGGCGACAUUUAUAUAAACAAUUCCGUUACACACCGUCUCUCAGCAUUUAGGCCUUUGUAUAAUUUUAAUCAAUACAAAAACUUAACGCGGUAUAAAAUUUGAGACAAUAAUACAAUGGGUAAUACUUUGCGUAAAACUUUUGGAAACAUGUGUGGUGCAGAGGCAUCAAAGGAUCUAUCUUCAGAAGAUCAUCUUAAGCCUGUAGCAAAACCAAAAAAAAAUAAAAAAGAAAAGAAAAAAAAGAAAAACAAUGGAGAUACUAAUAAUUUGACAGCCCAAUCCAUUCCAGAAGACGAUGGGAUAAGUCCACUUCCUGUUCAAGUAACAGAAAUUUCAAAAGAGAUCUCUGAUAAUAAAACUCUUUCAACACCUCAAGUUUCCACAAACAUUGAUAGAGAUAAAAAUUCUUCUACAAAUAGUUUAAAUAAAACUGAUCAAAGUAAUGUUAUUUGCGAAAGUAAUCUAAAAAGUAAGGAAGUAUCUCAAAAAGAAGAUACUUUUCAAGAAAAAGAUACUUUUCAAGAAGAAGGUACUUUUCAAGAAGAAGGUACUUUUCAAAAAGAAGGUACUUUUCAAGAUGAAGAUACUUUUCAAGUGGCUGUAGCAAACUUAGAUAAAAACAUUUAUUUAGAAAAAGACAAUACAGUUUUUCAAACAUUAAAUAAUAGUGUUGAAAAUAUGUUCAAUACAGAUAGUGUUAGAAUAGCAAGUCCUCUUGAUGAGUUCAAUCUAGGAAUUCAUAAAGUUGUUGUUAUUACCAUGGAGGAACUGGGCAUUGCUUGUGCAGAUAACAUAUUUAAGAAGUGUGUUGAUGCGUAUUUACUUUUUAUGGACGACUGCAAGAAGUUACACUUUGCUAUCAUAGAUUUCCAAAAGUCUAUAAAUGAUAUUGAAGAAUUAGCUGCUGAUUUUUGGGAGAGUUGGGAAAUAUAUUGUAGUCUCAUAGUGGAAGGAAAUAAUCUCGUUGACUAUACCAAAAAAGUUAACAUAUGUGACAUACAUAUGAAAGUACAAGUGAUGCGAACACUCUGUUUGACUCUUAUUAAUACAAUAAGCAGAGUCCUACCGGACUUAGAAAGUUUACUUUUGGAGGCAAAUACUGUAGAUGUAAUUGAAUAUGUUAAAGGCGAAAUGGUUGAAGGUGAGAAGUUAGGUAUCACAUCAAAGUUUUCAGCUCCUGGAAAGUAUCGUAGAAAUAUUAGAAAGCUUCGAAAUUCUAUUGAUAUAUUGAAAACUGUAGAAAAAGAGAGUAAAGAAAUACUAUUACUCGUAGAAAAGAGCAGAGAUGAAUUUCAAAUGAAAACUGCUUCUUCUAAACAUAUGAAAUUUGAUGAUGAUGCAACAUUAAAAUUGAGAGAAAACAAUAAAGAAACUAAAAAAAAUCUUUUUACUGAUCCCAAACUAUUGAAUUCUUGUAAAGAAUCAACAAAUAUCUUAACUACUCGUUCAAUAAAUGAAAAAUGUGAGAACAAAUGUCGGCUAUCUUCUCAGAAUGAGUUAAAAGAUCAAAGAGCAAAAUCAAACGCUAUAAAUAUUAAUAACGUGGAGGUGAAUGAGAAAUCCGACAGCAGAAAUAGUGAGACUGUUGCUGUUUCAUUAAAAAGUCCUUCUGAAAAAACUGAUUCACCUAAAACAUACAUUAUUCAAACUAUACCUGAAACAAGUACCUUUGAGUCUCAAAACUUGAAUCAAUCUGUAACUGUUAUGACAAAGUCUGUUACUAUGGCAACUGACCCUGAUCAUUUGAAGGAGGUUUUAAUUGAAGAUGAAGAGCAUAACAUGUUAGACUAUGGAAAAUAUUGUUUUAUUGAUCCUACAACAGGCGAUAUUCAAGUGCUGAGAACACGUUCACGAAGUUUGAACAGUUUAGUUAGCUUUACUGCUUUAAGUCAGUUGAGUCGUUCUCCAAGUCAUUCAUCAAGUCGAUCAAAUCUGUCAAGAUUUGGGAGCUUUGAAUUUGUAACCGGAGGUGAGGUAAUUAUUGCAGAGAAAAAUCAAGCAGCUCUUACUUCACGCUAAAAAAACCUUUCAAUAAUUUUUGAUAAAUUAUUAUUAUUUAAUAAUAAUCAUAUAUAAGUUAUAAUAUUUGAGCAUUAUUAUACAAUAAUAUUUUACAAAAAUAAUAGAUAGUAAUUUUAGAAUAUUAUUAUCUAAUAAUAAUAUAUAACAAAAUAUUAUUUUUAAAUAUUAUUAUCAUAUUGAAGUUAAAAAAACAACAACAUGUUGCGUCAUGUUCAUUUAAUGUAAGUAUUUUGCAAAAACAAUAUUCUCUGAGGAAAGACCGUUUAUUCUUACAUAAAAGCUUUUAUAUGUAUUUAUGAGCUCAUCUUUUUAUAUAUAUAGAACUUUAAAUUAUUUAUAUAUUAUAUAUAUGUUUACUUUUUGAUAUUUUCUUUUUUUCAAUUUUUAUGUUAACUAUUUCAUUUAGAUUCUUUUUAAAAUUCUUUUUUUUUUUUUAAUAAAAAACAUUUUUCUACAUUGUAAAAUAAAUCACGUUUUUUAUAAUUAAUUUUAUUAUUUGGUUUUAAACGUUUUUAUAAUUUGUUAUCCAAGGAAACCUAAAAUACGUGGGAUUUUUAUUUUAAACUGUCAUGGUUUAAAAAUCUUGUUUUAUAUUAUAUAAAAAUUGUUUCUAAAUUUUCUUUUGUUAAUGGAUUAAAUCAAUAUAUUUUGAAAAAUGCGUUUAUUGUAUAAACGGUUUUGAUACUUCGAUUUUCAAGUGAACCUCAAAAAAAUUUUAUAUGUACGUUAAUUGUUACGACAAAUAUAAAUAUAUCUUAAAAAGCACUUCAAAA
Messenger RNA from Hydra vulgaris (swiftwater hydra), 2813 nucleotides. RefSeq lists its product as uncharacterized. The record is from RefSeq and is a predicted model, not a curated record. NCBI's taxonomy places the organism in Eukaryota, Metazoa, Cnidaria, Hydrozoa, Anthoathecata, Hydridae.